Messenger RNA from Mercenaria mercenaria, 1493 nucleotides. Its product is annotated as carbohydrate sulfotransferase 14-like. The transcript has 3 exons. Lineage: Eukaryota; Metazoa; Mollusca; Bivalvia; Venerida; Veneridae. Bases 107 to 1354 code for a protein of 415 amino acids. The record is from RefSeq and is a predicted model, not a curated record. Gene Ontology annotation, molecular function: sulfotransferase activity. Gene Ontology annotation, biological process: carbohydrate biosynthetic process. Gene Ontology annotation, cellular component: membrane.
AUAAUGUUUUAUCUACGUUAGAUGAGAAUAAUGUAUCAGUGUAAGUUUCUGUUACUAAAUGUAGAUAUAUUUGGAAUUAUAAACAUCUAAAAGUUUUGUUUGGGAAAUGCGUAGAAGGAAAUUAAUGAUUUUAUAUUUCGCUGUAGUAACGUUAAAAUUGCUUUUAGGAACAAAAUCAAAAUCUACUGAUGAUUUAAAACGAGAAACAUGGACUGGAACUACUAUAAAGAACGAAAUGUCAUCUAAAAGUAAUUCGAACGAUGCAGUUGAGACAAACGCCAGACGAAUGAAAUCUCUUGAAAAAGCAUGCAGAAAUUUAGGGUAUACAGACGAUAAUUAUACAAUAGCUAUUCGUGCACAUAUGUCUCCAGAUUACAAAUGUCUUUAUUGUCGUGUAAACAAGUGCGCUUCUACCACGACUCUUGAAAUAAUGAGACAAAUUUUUAACUGUGAUACCGACUGUUUGGUCAAAAUGGCAUCUAUAGUUAGGUCAAAUGUGAAUGCAAGUAAAAUAAUGAAAGAUGCUUUUUCAUUCAUGGUGGUUCGUGAGCCGUACGGGCGGUUGUUUUCAACCUACUGUAAUAUAUUUUAUUUUCCUAAAGAAGAUUGGAUUUACAGGGGAACUAAGAUUAUAAAAUUAUCAAGGUCGAAUAUUUCGUCAGAUAGUCUUAACUUUGGACACGACUUAACUUUUUCAGAGUUAAUAAAGUAUAUUGUUGAAUCAUUUGAGAACGGUCUUCGUUUAGAUGAACAUGUCAGACCGAUGCACCAUAAAUCAUGCAAUCCGUGUUUAUUCCAUUUUGAUUACAUCGCGCACUUAGAAACACUUAAUAAAGACUUUGAAUAUAUUUUAAAGACCAUGUACAAUAGAAAGAUAAUUCAAAACUACCCCGGAGACAUUGUGUCAUCUCUUAGAGAAUGGACUCUUUACGGACCUGUUAAGCAUUUAUUUCGAACUAUAUUGCUUGUAAAAGGAUCUAGUAUUUCACAAUACAGCAUAUUCCUUAGAGCAUGGAGUUAUUAUCAAAUAACAGGACAAAUUUCAAAAACCAUAGCUUUUCCGUAUAGCAAGGACAAUUUCAAAUUAAUUACGAAAGACGAAUUUAUUCGAGCAUUAAAAACUGCUAUUGAGUCGUCUAGAAGAGAAGGUAACGAUCUAAACAAACAGAGACAUGAGGCCAUGCUUCAAGCAUAUUCUACAGUCUCUCCUGAAUACAUGGAAAGAUUGCGAAAAGUAGUAGCAACUGACUGUUUUUUGUUCGGUUAUCAAGAGAGACUAGAUUUCAUAUUUAACAGAAGUAAAUUGUCAUCAAAUAAAGACUUUAAUACAUUUAACUUUUUCAAAGGUCUUUAGAUGAUACAACAAACAAUAGGGCUAAAUAUUGAUUCCCUCCGACUUUGUGCAAGAGCAAUAAAGCAAUUACACGACACUGCAUAUUCAUAAACCUUAUAUUUCAAGUAUUUUUUUUCUAUAAAUGUCGCAGAACUGACCA